GACGAGAAUUACGCCCAUCAGGAGGAAAAAUAGAGCUAACCACUGUAAUCGAUGGAGUGAUUUUCGCAAAAUAACGACUGCGAAGAAGGCCGUUGUCAAAAUUUUUAAUUGAUAAGUGACCUGCAAAAAACAUAUUUACGAAAAAUUUAUCGGCGGAUAAAAUUAAUUUAAGUACAUUUAAGGGAGAAGGAGAGCUUUCAAAUUUAGAAUUAGAUGAAAUAGUGUUGACGGAUUUAUUGGAAUUACCGUCAUGGUUACGUUUGACUAGAUCCUGGUGCAAUAAAGUCACAUUUCGAAUACAAUGGACGAAAUUAAAAAGUGUUCCUAUUUUUCUGAGCUUAGAUGAGGUGCAUAUAGAAGUUGAAACUGUCGAGGAUUUAAGAAGCAUGUCAUCGCCUCAAGGAUUAUCCUCUUAUGCAGGACCUGCGAAAUAUUCUUUCAUUCAUAAAGUAAUCGAUGGAAUAACUGUCGCUGUCAACACUGUUUCUGUUAAAUUUAAAAGUCCAGCGUUUAUUGCUAAAGUUCAGAUGUCACGUAUAAUGGUCGAAUCGAAAUCCCCAACAUGGCAACGUAGUGAUCUGCGAAUGACGAGAGUGAAAGAUCCGGAUCGGGGGCAAUUGUUGAUUUUCAAAGAACUCGAGUGGCAAACGGUGAGAAUUGAAGCUUGGAGCACCAAAGACAAGGACCUUACGCCACUUCGUUUGCUUACCAAUCAAGCACGAUGUAGAAUUACAAUUAAAAAAAGACUUUCAGAUUGUUUUGUGAUAGGAUCAAGGUUAGUAAUAAUUCUAGAUGACCUGCUCUGGGUUUUGACUGAUUCCCAAUUAAAGGCUGCUCUUCAUUUCAUUGAUUCCCUGGGUGGUUUAAUUGAAAAAGCGACGGUUCUCGAAAGAAAAACAAAGGCUGCUCGAAAAUUAGAGUGUUUACCAGAAUAUCAGGCACAAGUUUCACAACAAACGCGAUCAAAGAGUGCCAGUCACACGCCAAUUUCGAAAAUAUUCUCAAGAUACGAUGUCUUUGAAACGUCCUAUCAUUUUCUUUCGCAGAGAAUCGAUUUACAUUUAUGUGACGAUCCUGGAGUUGGAAGAUCUCUUCAUCCGGAUUUGCAGGACGGCGGCGCGCUUCAGAUUUCAUUGGUGAAAUUUCAAGUAGAUUAUUAUCCGUACCAUUUGGCAAUUGCCGACAGAAAGCACUGGGCGCUUUAUAAGGAGAGCGCCGUUCCUCACAGUCAAUGGCUACAACAGUCUUUAAAUGCUUUUCGAGGACAAUUUAUGGAGCUUAUCGAUUCCGGAAGAACUCAACAUUCGCCUCUAACUCGUACCCAAGCAAAUGCGAGCGGUAACAGUAUGAAAUCAAGCGGAGACGAAUCGGAUAAGCCUUCAAUUCAAAGUACCGGAUCGCAGGAGAAAAAAGCUUCCCCACAUCCAAGUGGAAAUCCCGUGAAAAAUCACGUUCUUGAACAAUUGGCAAAAUUAAUGACGACCUGCAUUGUUAUUCGAGUCGAUGACUUCACACUCUAUAAAGUUACAACAGGAUCACGAAAGCCCGUACCAAAAGAAUUUGUCCUAGCUCAAUCGAGGAAAAAGCAUUCACCAGGGGAUAAAGACAGAUUCUGUCUUCCGGAGGAUGUGAAUAUUCUUCAUGCGGAAUUUACUUAUUAUUAUUAUCCAGGAGACAUUACUUUUCCUCUGCCAUUACCAAAGUUCUACGUCCAACUGAAUCCAAUACAAAUUAAUUUCGAUAUUUGCUCCUGUCUUUGGUUUAAUUCGUUUCUAUUGAAUCUUUAUUAUUCACUUUUGGGCGACGGAAAGAAAAGUGCGACAAACACCGCUAAUCUUAUGUAUUUUGAUGUUAAAAUCGAAGCAAUAUUGCCAAGAGUUGUUUUCGAGAAUCAACAGGAUUAUCCAAAUCAAAAAGACAGACCGAAAUCCCUCCAUAUUCAAACUUCAAGAGCGACAAUAACAAAUGUCAGAUCAACGGAAAGAUCAUCGAGAGCUGAUUUAGCGCAAUGUCUCAAUGCAUUUCAAAUGGGGCAAAUGUUUUUUGGCACCGAAUUUCCCAAUAAACCAGACGAUUUUCAUGUUGUUACGGAAAAAUUUCUACAACACUGUGCAGGUACAGACAGAAUUCGAUCGGUUCCCGACAAUUUCAGCAGCAAUUCAGUGAACGAAAUGGUGCGACAAUUGAAGAGGGAACUUCUUUGGAUGGAGGCAAAGGAUGUUUGGUGCUGUAAUUUCGAGCCAGUUUGGGGCGAUUUUUUCGGAGCAAGAGCCGUGGGGCAAAAUCGGCCAGUUCCAUUUUUAGACGCUUUUCCAUUAACACUUUGGAUUCAUAUGAAAACGGAAGACAAAAACGAGGAGUCUUCGUCGACUUCUAAAAUUCCCUCGGCCGAUAUACAUGGACUUGCUUACAUUAGUAAUCUCAUUAGUGUACAAAUUAAUCACUAUCAAUUUCUAUUUCUCCUGAGACUCUCGGAAGCAGUGACUGAAAUGGCCACUUACUUGAAUGUCGAUUCGAAUAAAAUUCUCAAAGUCGAGAGAGGAAGUUCGAUCGUUAUCGGGGCGCUAAUUCCUCAGAUUGAAGUGACAUUCAUCAUGCCCUCGCAAACUCCAGGAAAGGAAAAUUCUGGUGGCGAUUUGGAGUCCGUCGUUCCUGACUCGUCGAGCAUUGCCGACAUCGAAUUCGGUGGUCCGUCGUCCCUGUGGCAGACGAAUGCAACAGCGGCGCGAGUCGAUUACAGUACGAAGCGAAUGAACACAAGCAAUGACGUCGAGACACCGCAAAGUGAAGUUUCAUCAAUGCUCUCAAUGGAUUUCUCCCAUAUGAAUGUUUCCCAGACUGUCGUGACCUUUCAACAAAAUGGAACGAAUAAUAAGCACGAACCGUCGGAGAAGAAAUUAACGAGAGCGAGACCCGAAAAUAUCAAAGUCGAAACAUCAAAUUCGCCAUUCACGUCGAAUAAUUUGAGUCUUUCGUCGAUGAAAAAGGGAUUUAGUAAUUUAAUGACGUCUUUGGACUCGGCGUUGAAACCGUCGCCGGAGGAUGGUUGCAGUGAUACGGUCUCGAUGAGAAGUGAUGCGAGUUCCGAUAGUGAGAAUUAUGUUGUGGUCUCUUUGGAGGAUCAGGAGAAAAUGGACGCGACUUUUGCUCUUGAUAAUUCAAUCAGAGUUGCUGCCGUUGAAGAGGCGAGCGAAGUUAUUGAAGAGACGCCGGAUACGCAAAGUGAAAAGUCCUUGGAUAGCGUUUGUAAACGAAAAGAUUUGGUAUCAAUGGUGACGUUUAAACUCUCAAAAGUUGAAGUUAUUCAACAGUCAAAUGGAUUUUCAUCGGCGAUAAAAGUUCAGGUCUCAAAUAUUGCCAGUGAUGAGUGUUCGUCAAUUCCUUGGGACGAAUUUCAGACAAAAUUCAGUUCGAGAACAAGAGGAUGGGUUGAAUUGCCCUCUGAUUCGGAGUGCAGAGCAAAAAUUAAAUUGAGAUUGGAGCACUGCCUCAAGGACAAGGAGGAUUCGAGGAGAUUAUCACAAGCGAGUCAAAGUACUUACAGCAGUAGGUCUUCCCAGGAUCGAGGGAGAUUUGCCGGCGAUAUUGAAUCGGAAAAUUCUGCAUUUAACAUUUGCGAUAAGCAAAGUGUCAUGGCUCUAUUUAAAGAUCAUGUCAAUAUCAAAGUUUCGAAUGUUAAUUUAACAUUGUGCAUGAGUUCAGUCACUGGCCUCACGGACUUAAUUGAGGACGAAAUUAUUCCCAAGCCCAUUCCAGUUGAGAUCUUGUUGGAAAAUAUCGCAGUAACAUUAAACGAAGAUCGUCCUCCAAAUAAUAUAACGUCUCCUGGGCCAAUUCCCAUAGAUUUAAUUAUUUCCCGUCUGAGGAUAUUACGAGGAACCGAUGGAGUUUUUCACAUUGAACCAGCUGUAAACAUUCUCCCGGAGAGUCAAUCGAAUCCAACGCUUUCGAAUGGUUCAAUUCAGAAUAGAAGUGAAGCUGAAUUAAAUAUUUUUAAACAAUCUUGCAAGCAAUUGAAAUCUGAUAAUGAGGAACUAAAGAGACGUCUCGCUGCUUUGGAACGAUUGGCGGAGGAAAAUUCACGAUUGCGAUUUGUUAAAGAGGAAUCGGAUAUGUUGAGAUCGUGCUUGGAAAUGUCGCAGGAGAAUAUUUCAAUUUUAAUGAAAGAGAAGAAAAAUCUUCAGGAAGCUGUGACGAAUCUUCAGGGUCAACUCGCUGGCGCUGGACCUAGUAACACUAGUCGAACUUCAUGGUCAAUGAAGAGAUAGCACACUAGAUGUUUUGACUGCUCUAAAUGUUGCAGCGCCAAUAAAUCUUAG
This is a messenger RNA of Leptopilina heterotoma, 4319 nucleotides long. Its product is annotated as UHRF1-binding protein 1. The transcript has 18 exons. The record is from RefSeq and is a predicted model, not a curated record. The coding region runs from base 387 to 4268 and encodes 1293 amino acids. NCBI's taxonomy places the organism in Eukaryota, Metazoa, Arthropoda, Insecta, Hymenoptera, Figitidae.